AUAUUUUUGUAAACAAAAGUCAAACUCAAGUCAAGACAUGAAUUGUUGACAAACUAUGAAUCAAAACAAUGGAUCAGUUCCGCCACUUCCUCCGCGACGUUGUGUUAUAUCAAUGGUUGGCCACUCGUCGUCACGCGCAUCGACGUCGAGUCCACAAUCGACGGUAAGUUCAUCGGACGCCAAACUUCUCCAAUCGGUUCCUCCGCCGCCACAGCACUCAAAAUAUAAUGAUUUAAUAAACCUUCGGAUGGAUUGCAACCAAAAUGACAACUCAUUACUGGCCAAUCAAUUUGCGGGACACACCGUCUUCAACAAUAACCAAUGGUCUACAACAAGACCAGUGACAACAUCAUUGGCAACUCCGCCGCCGAUGUCUUCGACAGCCAAUAAUUCAUCAUAUAUUCAAUGGCAAAACCAAAGUGUUUGUCCAACAAGUUUAAUGACUCAACCGCCACCUCCAACAGUACGUCCUUCAAUGUGGUCAAUGAGUGGUCCCUCAGUGUCUGCAACUAACCGCACGUCCGCUUUCUUUAAUUAUUCUUAUUCUUCAUCUGCCGGAGUAUCACCUGUUAGUCCAGUGCAUGGAUUGGCACCGAUUGCCACACAAUUAUCUCAUAGUCUUUCGGCUCCAACUUUUUCCAGUAAUGGUUUCUCAAACACAACAUAUAAUUAUUCAUUUGUAACCAACGAUAGCAAACAAACCAUGACAUCAAAUUCAACAACUUUUGAAGACAUUAAAAAACUUGUCACUAAUGGUAACUCAAAUGUUUACCAAACGCUCGUCAGCAGCGAUUCAAAGUCAAAAAGCAAAGACUUAAUUGAUUUAAAUGAUAACGAAAAUAAAAAUGUACUUCAAUUGUUUGAUCCACUGAGUCUUAGAGAUGAAAACAAUGAAAAUGAAUUAAACUUUUCCAAUAAUUUUGAAUUGGAUGAAACAGAUAACACAGACAACGAUGUCAUCGGCAAAAUGAAAUCGCAAACAAUGGUUAGUGUUGAUCAACCACAGUCUGCAUUUAUGGAGAGUAAAAAAGAUAUAAAAGCUCAAAAAGACGAUAAAAAUAAGGAUACAAUUAGUUAUAAUGAUAUUAAUGAACCAUUUCGUGUGACAACAAAGAAGUGUAGAUCUAAUGAAGAACUGGACAAUUUCAGUACUCAACUCAUUGCUUUAAGACAACAAUUUAAAUAUAAUGAUUACAUUAGUAAUUCAGGACUUGUUAUAUCUCCUACUCUGGACUCACAACGGGAUACUUCAUUAAGUGUUAAACUUAUUAUUGAAACACAACUAUCCCAACAACCCGUUUCUUUUACUUGUAAUGUCGAGACCAGUAUAGAGCACAUUAUAUCGCAUGUUAUCUGUACUCUUGUUGAAGAUGCAUCUAAUGUAAAAAUGGACGAUUAUGUACUAAAAGUUUACGGAUUAACAGAAUAUUUUGCAGCCGAUUCAUUAUUAGCCAAUUAUCUGUAUAUUCAUCAAUGUCUGAAAUUCGAUAAAGAUGUUCACUUGAGUUUAGUUUACAUAAGAGAAUUGAAUCGACUGUUUGCUCGAACAAUGAUUGACGACAAUAACAUUGACUUUACCGUCGAUGAGAUUAUUCCGAAAGCAAUUAUAUGGAAAUUUAGUGAUUUAAAUACAGAAACUAUCAAUAUUUUACUCGAAAACUUUGACCGAGAGAUAAGCAAACUGAGAGCCGACGCUAGGAUGUCGAGUGGUGGACAACUACAGUCACAAUCGAUCAUUCAGACAGUGAAAGCCAUUUGUACUCAUUUAUCAUCAUUAGAGACAAUAGCGUUAACGGAAUCGGCCGUAAAUUUUUCACAAUUAUGUAACGCAUUUGGGACAUAUAAACGGGAUUCAAUAACUGCCUUAAAUGAUAACACAAACGAUAUUAAAAUAAAACAAAUACCAGAUUUUGAUGCAAAAUUAUGGGAGAUAUUAGAUAAUGCAUUGUGUAAAUUGCGAACAGCUUUAAUACAACUCAUUUAUAUCUAUUCGCAAACAUUUCCCGUUGAGUUUGAAAUUGAUUGCGAUUUACUCAGGAAUAAGAAAAAAACCAAAAAAGACAUUUCUUCAUCAAUGGACACUCUUUUAUGUUAUAUUGGGGUUUGUUGUCAAUUACAACCAGAAUGGAUGUCCACUUUCAAGGAGUAUAAAUUAAGGUUUCGACUGAUUCACGGCGAUCACAAUCUAUCGACGGCUACCACCAAAACUGUCAGUACGACUAAGUAUUUAUUUAAUCGUUUGACAUUUGAUGAAUGGUUGCCAUUUGAUUGGCCCAUAUUUAAUCUUCCUCGUGAAGUUAAACUUGAAAUCACUUUAAUUGGCAUAAAAAAUUUAUCACAAACUGAUGGUAAUUCGUCGCCACCAACAGUUUCAUCGGGAACUGGUCAAGAUAAUAAAAUAACUGUUGCUACUCAAGAGUUGGGUAUUGGAUAUUUGCAGUUGUUUGAUCACAAACAAGUCUUAGUUGAUGGACAAUAUUUGAUCCCAUUGUGGAUAAAUUCACCAGAGUUUUCAAUUGAAACCGAUGCCAAACUUAUUAACUCAUUUUGUUGCGAAAAAACCAAUCCAAUUGUUCACAUCUGUUUUCCCGAAACCGAAUUCGAAAUUCGAUUUCCAGCAAUUAUUUGGGAUCAAUCUAGUGAUGCUUCUAAACUUAGGCGAAGUAUUAAUUCAUUGGAUUCGGCCACACAGACAGAAUUGUAUCAAUUGUUGAAACGAAAUCCAUUAGAGACAAUGUCUUGUGGUGAAAGAGAACAACUAUGGGAUCGAAGGUAUUAUCUCUAUGAUUGUCCCGAAGCUCUUCCUAAAGUACUUUUGGCGUCACAUUCCUGGGAACCGACAGCUUUGAGCGAUAUCUAUCAAAUGAUGCAACAUUGGUCACAAUUAUCACCUAUUGAUUCAAUGCAACUAUUGAUGCCCUCUUAUCCAGAUAUUUAUGUCAGACAAAUAACUGUUAAAUGGCUUAAAAAGCUAACUUCGGAUGAGUUGUGCGAUUUUAUGCCACAACUUAUUCAAGCCCUGCGUUUUGACGCUUAUAUGGAUUCGCCGUUGUUUUGGUUUCUUUUGGAGAGUGCAUUGACUUCUGUUCGUGUUUGUCAUCAUCUCUAUUGGAUCCUUAAGUGCAAUAUUAAUGACCAAACGUUUACAUAUCGGUCUCGAAUAUAUUUGAACUCAUUAUUGGCAAUAAUAGGCAAAUCGACAAAUUUGAUGAUUGAUAGACAAGAAUAUCUUUGUCGAUCACUUUCACAGAUCUGCGAUCACGUCAAGACUGCUAAAGAAUCACAACGGCUUACAACACUAUUAAACGAAUUGGAAUCAGUUAACGAUUAUUUGAUUGAAAAUCCAACUGUUUUGCCAUUGACUCCAUCAAUGCUUGUCUGUAGUAUUGAUGUAAAACUUUGCUCAUAUUUUCCAUCUAAUUCUUUGCCGUUAAAACUUGUGUUCAAAAAUCCUGACACAAAAACAUCUUUUUCGUCACUUGAGGCGAUCUUUAAGGUCGGUGACGAUUUAAGACAGGAUAUGCUAUCGAUGCAAAUGAUUCAGAUUAUGGAUAAAGUAUGGCUUAAAGAGGGUUUAGAUCUACGAAUGGUGACCUUUGGAUGUAUGGCCACUGAUUUUCGUAAAGGAUUUAUUGAAAUGGUUCGCUAUAGUGAAACUCUGCGUAAGAUUCAGUUAGAGCAUGGAUUGACCGGUUCUUUCAAAGAUCGACCCAUUUAUGAAUGGCUACAAAAGCAUAACACAUCUGAACUCGAGUAUCACAACGCAGUCGAGAAUUUUACCUAUUCUUGUGCCGGAUAUUCUGUGGCCACAUAUUUGUUGGGUAUUUGUGAUCGACAUAAUGAUAAUAUAAUGCUUACAACUUCUGGACAUUUGUUUCACAUUGAUUUCGGCAAAUUUUUGGGAGACGCGCAAAUGAUGGCCGGCAUAAAACGAGAUCGGGUGGCCUUUGUAUUAACUCAAGAUAUGGCUUAUGUCAUCAAUGGCGGUGAUAAGCCAUCGAAAGCGUUUCAAUUUUUUGUUGAUCUUUGUUGUCAAUCGUUUAACUGUUUGCGACGUAACGCAAAUUUUUUGUUAUCUUUGUUUUCAUUGAUGAUGUCAUCGCGUAUCUCUGGUCUUAAUACUGAAGCCAUCAGAUAUAUUCAUAAAGCACUUAUGCCUGGAUUAAGUGAAUCUGAAGCCAUGUCUCAGUUUACUCGUAUGAUUGAGGAAUCAUUGCGAUCACGUUUUACUAAAUUUAACUUUUUUAUUCACAAUUUGGCACAAUUAAGGUUUACUGGUGACCAUAACGAUCAAAUGCUAUUAUCAUUUAUACCCAAAAAGUUUACCAAAGAAUCGGACGGAGAGAUUACGGCGCUUGAAGUGGUCGACUGUUAUAAGAAGUACGAACAGGAAAAAGUCUAUUACUAUAGUAUUAGAGUUGAUCGACAGUUCCAACCCGACCCCAGUUUUAUUCACCGAUCGUAUAGAGAAUUCAUUGAAUUCAAUGAUAAGAUCACUGUUUUGUAUCCUUUGGCGAAAUUUCAUGUAUUACCGCGAUCUUCGAAUUUGAUCCGUUCAAACACUAGAGAUGUAGCCGUUCAACGAAUGCACGAAAUCAAGCAAUUUGUGUCGGGAUUAAUGCGUUUGGCUCAUGAAAUAUCUCACUCAGACAUUGUUUAUACAUUUUUUCAUCCAUUGCUCAGAGAUCAGGAGGGAGUUAACACAUCGACUACUAUUAACAUAGCUUCGCCUUCAAGUCACAUUUAUCCGUCAACACCUCAUUCAGUAUCACGUCGUGACACACUUUAUGGACCAACGAUUACUGGUCAGGUGAAGUUGUCCAUUGUCUACAAGAAUAUGUCUUUAGUCAUUAUGAUAAUGCACGCCAAGAACUUGCAAUCAUGCCGUUCAACUGCACCCGAUUGUUACGUUAAGACUUAUCUUAAUCCUGAUCCAAGUAAAGUGACAAAACGCAAGACGCGUAUCAUUAAUAAGUCAUGUCAUCCGACAUUCAUGGAAAUGAUUGUUUAUCACGGAAUACCAAUUGAAAAACUUCAACAAAAGACACUUCAGGUUUCUGUUUGGGAUUACGAUAGAGUCACUGAAAAUGUAUUGAUUGGCGGAACGCAUAUAAUUCUAAAUCAAUUGAAUUUAAAACGUGAAACUUGUGAUUGGUUUGCACUUCAAGGAAAUUAGUCUAUUUUAAUAUAAAAAAGUUUUAUUA
This is a messenger RNA of Oppia nitens, 5204 nucleotides long. It is a transcript of the gene Pi3K68D, whose product is annotated as phosphatidylinositol 4-phosphate 3-kinase C2 domain-containing subunit alpha-like. Gene Ontology annotation, cellular component: cytoplasm; phosphatidylinositol 3-kinase complex; plasma membrane. Gene Ontology annotation, molecular function: phosphatidylinositol binding; 1-phosphatidylinositol-4-phosphate 3-kinase activity; 1-phosphatidylinositol-3-kinase activity. The coding region runs from base 56 to 5176 and encodes 1706 amino acids. The record is from RefSeq and is a predicted model, not a curated record. The transcript has 13 exons. Gene Ontology annotation, biological process: cell migration; phosphatidylinositol-mediated signaling; phosphatidylinositol-3-phosphate biosynthetic process. NCBI's taxonomy places the organism in Eukaryota, Metazoa, Arthropoda, Arachnida, Sarcoptiformes, Oppiidae.